This is a messenger RNA of Acanthaster planci (crown-of-thorns starfish), 7757 nucleotides long. RefSeq names its product protein diaphanous homolog 2-like. Gene Ontology annotation, cellular component: actin filament. Gene Ontology annotation, biological process: actin filament polymerization; actin cytoskeleton organization. The record is from RefSeq and is a predicted model, not a curated record. Gene Ontology annotation, molecular function: actin binding; small GTPase binding. NCBI's taxonomy places the organism in Eukaryota, Metazoa, Echinodermata, Asteroidea, Valvatida, Acanthasteridae.
GAUUGAGCUGAAGGUCAUGACCUGGCAUCCGACACUAAAUACAAAGUGGUGUGAACUGGAAGUGAGGAAGAUGGGUGCCUCCCAUGUCACAAAUUGGUGUUUUCUUAUGUUUGUACACCGCUAAUUUGCAACGAACGAGCGAGAAUUUGAUAGAGAUGCUAUCGAAGAUUCCAGUUCUUGAAGGUUACGUCUUCAUCAACCAUUAAAAUGGACAGAAAGGACAUGUCGAAACGGUCCAGUUUUUUUGGAGGCAUCCGCAUCUCGGCCAAGCCUUCCAAGAAGGCGGAAGCGGCCAACAAGAAGGAGCAGCGCCUCCAGGCCCGCCCGUCGGUGGAAGAGGAGGAGGUCAAUCAGGAGUAUGAACGUAUCCAGCAGAGCCUGACGGACACGGAGGUGGAUGCAGCCCUGGAGAAGAUGCUGGAGGACAUGGGUCUCACAGGGAGCAAAGCUGACCCUCUGAGGGCGCGUGACAUGGCUAGCAAGAGGGAGAUGGUGCUGCAGUACAUGAAACGCUCUGGCUCCUCCGCGAAUAGAAAAAUGGUGCAGAAACCGGGCGACUACAUCUUAGAGUUGAAGCACUGCGGGUCGGGGGACUCGGAGCGCCUCCUCUCCACCCUCAGCUCCCUGAAGGUGUCCCUGGGCAGUAACACCAUCAGCUGGGUCCAGCAGUUUGGGGACAGUGGCCUGGGAGAGAUACUGAAGAUCAUCAAUGAUUUCACCAACAGGGAAGACCAGCGGAGCGUAGAUAUCAGACACGAGUGCAUCAAAUGUCUGAAGGCGUUUAUGAACAACAAGUAUGGCAUCCAGAUGGUGUUUUCCAAGGAGGGCGCCCUGAGCACAGUGGCAGGGACAAUGGACCCCCGGCACGAGCAAAUCAUGGUGGACACGGUGCGACUGCUUGCCGCCGUGUGCUUGUACCCAGGCGGGCACGAGAAAGUGUUGGCCGCUCUCACAGAUGUGGCUGAGUUCAGGAGUCGGCCGAGAUUUGCCCCCAUCAUUGAGGCUCUGAAGCAGGAGGAGAAUCCUACACUACAGGCGGUGUGCAUGCAGUUAGUGAAUGCAGUCAUUAUCACGCCACAUGAACCCGAAGAGCUUGACUUCAGGUUACACCUACGCAAUGAAUUCCUCAGGACUGGGAUGCUGGAUCUCUUGCCCGAAUUACGAGAUAAUAAGAGCAAUGAGCUGGAAACCCAGGUCACAGUUUUCGAUGAGCACAAAGAGGACGACUAUGAAGAGUUCUGCCAUCGCUUUGAAGGGCUCAAAGUUGAGAUAGACGAUGAGGAGUCAGCAUACCAGCUGCUCCACCAGGUCAUCGCCGACACGCCGGCCGAGCCGUUCUUCCUGUCAAUUCUCCAGCACUUGCUCAUGAUCAGAGAAGAUGGUGCUAUGAGGCCACAGUACUACAAAUUAAUAGAAGAAUGCGUCUCUCAGAUUGUGCUGCACAGAUCGGGUAUGGAUCCAGACUUCAGGUAUACACGGAAAUUUGAAAUUGACGUGGACCUUCUCACAGAGGGAUUCAAAGAAAAAGCGUACUGUGAAACCCUGGAGAUGAAGGCAGGCAAGUUAGAGAAAGAGCUGGAACAAGAGUUGACAGCACGGCAGGAAUCAGACGCAAAGUUGUCUCAGGCCCAUAAAAAAAAUGAAGAAUAUGAGAAGAAGAUAGCAGAACUUGAAGCACAGAUUGCAUCAGGUGUCCUUGUCCCUUCAUCAGUACCAGCUCCACCUGGAGGUGCAGUACCAGCACCUCCCCCACUCCCAGGGGGUGCAGGAGUGCCAGCACCACCGCCACCCCCAGGUAUUGGGGGUGGACCGCCCCCUCCCCCACCACCCCCUGGUAUAGGUGGUGGCCCUCCCCCGCCCCCCCCACCCCCGCCCCCACCACCCCCUGGCAUGGGUGGUGCCCCACCCCCUCCGCCUCUCCCUGGUAUGGGUGGAGGUGCACCCCCUCCCCCACCACCCCCCGGUAUGGGAGUUCCCGGUGCACCCCCUCCUCCCGGUGGGGUGCCCAUGAUAGGAGGGAGGGGCCCCUUCACACCCUCGCCGGUAGCAGAGCUUCCCCACGGAAUGAGAGCCAAGAAGAAGUACGAUCUGCAGACGCCGCUGAAGAGAGCCAACUGGAAUAAGAUUCAACCACGGGUACUUAACAAGGACUCAUUCUGGGUCAAGGUAGAUGAGGAGAAGAUUGAAGAUGACUCCAUCUUGACGGAACUGGCAAACGUCUUUGCUUCCAAACCAGCUGCCAAAAAGCUUGGUGAAGACACUGGUGAUGGCCAAAAGGUGGCAUCAAAGAAGAAGGUCAAAGCCUUCAAGGUGCUGGACGCCAAGACAGGACAAAACCUGGCUAUCCUGCUGGGUUCCCUGAGGGUUCCCCACCAGGACAUGAAACGUUGGAUCCUGGAAAUUGACGAGGAUCAUCUCAAUGAGGGCAUGAUUCAGUCUCUGCUCAAAAACCUGCCAGAACCAGAGGAGAUCAACAGCGUCUAUCAACUUAAAGACCAAUUUGAAGACAUGGCCGAAGCUGAACAAUUCUGUGUCACUAUUGGAGGAAUCAAGCGUCUGAUACCCCGACUACAGUCCAUCAGUUUCAAGAUGAGGUUCCAGGAGUCCAUCCAGGAUAUCAAACCUGUGGUCGUCAUGGGGACCAAGGCUUGCGAGGAGGUCCGAGACAGUAAGAAGUUCAAGAAGUUGCUGGAGAUCCUCUUGCUGUUUGGCAACUACAUGAACACGGGAUCCAGGAAUGCCCAGUCCCUCGGAUUUGACCUCAACUACUUAACUAAACUCCGGAACACCAAGUCGGUUGACAACAAAAUCACCUUCCUGAAUUUCUUGGUGGAGGUCGUGGAGUCCAAACACCCUGAUGUGGCUGACUUCAUGGAGGAGAUCAGCCAUGCGGAGAAGGCUGCCAGAGUAUCUGUGGACACAAUCAGCGGCAACCUACGCAAUAUGGAGAAGCAGAUUAAGCAGCUGGAGUCGGACAUCAAGUCCUUUGUGCCAAGCAAAGAGGGCAACGACAGGUUCAAGGAAGUCAUGGGAGAGUUUUUGAGUUCAGCGAUAGAACAGUACGAAACCCUCCAGAGCAUGUUCACCAACAUGAUGGAUCUCUACAAGCACCUGGGCGAGUUCUACUGCUUUGACCUCUCCAAGAAGCCCUUUGAGGAGUUCUUUGGUGAUCUCAAGGUCUUCACGGAUGAGUACAAGCUCUCAUCCAAAGAGAACAAGAAGAGGCGAGAGGCGGAGGAGAAGGCGAGGAAAGCGCAGGAGGCCAAGCAGAAGAAGGAGGAAGAGAAACUGGCCAAGAAGAAAAGGAAGGACCAGCUGGCAGGAAUGAAGCUGGACGACGACCAGGCGGGUGUUAUGGAUAAUCUGCUGGAGGCACUGCAGAGCGGUACAGCCUUCACCAGGGGAGACAAAGGAGGCAGGAAGAGAACGCCAAGAGCUGCUGGAGCCGAGAGGAGGAAACAACUGGAGAGGACGCGGUCGCGGGUGGGCCUGCUGCAGACCCCGGUGAUUACCUCAGACAUGGCGGUGGACGACGAUGCGGACGCGCCCAAGAUGCAGCAGCAUGCUGUGAGCAACAACAGGACUCGACAGAGGAGACAGGUCAACGCCUGGGGCGAGGGAAGGGAAGGGGAGGACUUGAUGGAGCAACUGAAGAACUUAUAGUGACUGGCAGCUUCUGAGCAAGAAAAGAUUAUCAGAAUGACCUCUUCCUGUAAUGGUCUCAUUGCCUCUCAAUGAAUGAUUAAUGUGGGUGCUUCACGGAUGCCAAAGCAUUUUGCUGUCAUCGCAUCGUCUCCAUAUCUGGCCAGAGUUUGUGCUUCUUACUGUCUCCAGGGGAGUAGAUUUGUGAAAAGUGAACCUUGGCUAUUACUUGGUUUUCAACUCAGCCAACAGGCCAAAUCUCAUGCGUCUGUAUGGACUAAAUCAGAGCGUCAGUCAUCAGUGUCAGUUUUAUUCUAAUGCUAGCGUGGGAUGUAGAUACACAGAGUAAGUACGGAUGUUUUGUAUUGUGCCUUGGAUUCCAACAAGUGUGGAAAUAAAAACAGCUUUCCUGUGAUGCUGACAGGACACCAGUGACAAAAUCGGUUACAGACAGACACGUGAUUAGUUUGCCGAGGCGAACCAAGGGCACAGUGUUGUAAACAAACUAAGUGGUGAAAGGUGAAUCCCAUUUGACAAAGUUUUUACAGAAUUUCAUCACCUUUCACGGAUUUCCUUUUUUUUACUAUGGACUUUGACAAAUUACCGAGGGCACAAUUUCGCGGAGAUUCUUCAGCGGCUCAUGUGACAAAAUAGGAUUGGACUGCUUGGACCCUUAGCUGUAUAUACUGUAUAUAUCGCUCUUUACUAAAAACACAGCUCUCUGUUGUCAGCAUGAAGCAAUCUAACAUUCUUGGGACUGUUAUUACACUUGUUCUCCUUGCUUUGCGAUAGUUAGAGAUUGCACUGCGUCCCUGGCGAUGACAAAGUGUGUGUCGUAAUUUGUAUUUCCUAACACCAUUUUUGACUGAGCAAAAAAAUUUCCACCAUGAAAUGGUUUCUCCUGGGCAACAGAGGUGGGGUCUUUCAUUCUUGAGGACAAAAUGUACUACCGUAAGCAGAUGUAGUUAUAUUCAAGACUAUUUCCAGUUAUAUUUUGAUUACUCUUAUAUCAUGUAUAUUUUUUCCUUAAUAUUUUAAUGUGGAUCCAAAGCUUUAGUUAUAUUGAAUUGCUAUUUUUUUUCUUGCAGAAUUUCUUUUCACAAUAAAUGCUGAAUUCAUUCCAAAACAGACAGCCUAGAUCUAGAUGACAUGACCCAAAAAUGUCAUGAAAGUGUGUUUAAAUAGUAAUGUUAUAAUUCGUGACUCUGCAGCCAGUGUGGUUACAGUGGUAACUGCAACUUAUUUUUUGGUACAUAACAGUUCGGUAAAAACAUGCCCCUGUUCUCAAUUAUUAACUUUGCAACUAAUAGAUUAUGUAACAGGAAACAUUCAUCUCUAUCUCCCACCCCAAGAGUAAGAAGGAAUAAACAUCUGAAGAAAAGUCACAAAAAUACCCAAAUUUCAUGUCAAAAAUAUGGUGUUAUCCAAUAUCUAUGGCCUCUUUCCCACACCUGUUUAGCUCAUCUAGGGGGCUAUGUAGGGCUGUUGUUCAUAAAUAUAUCCAUGUCUCAGUUUUGAUAGCUUGUCUAUGUAUACAAGCUAAAUGCUGCAUGUGGCACCAGGGUCUUUGCCUAGGACAAUGGCAGAUUAUGUACCUUACAUCACAUGGGUCAGUGCAGGAGCCCUGUUGGCAAAGGGUACCUGCAAGAACUUAUGAAAUGUAUUGAAACUGGCAAGUGUUUCAUGAAUCAAAUCAGUUUUCAAGCCUUGCUGGUGUCUGUCUUUGAAGGCGAAAGACCUUCAGCUGUGCUGCAUUUUCUGUACAACCAUGCAACUAGAUUCGACCAAUGACCCUCCUGAGGAUAGCGUCCCCCCUCCUCACUAGGUUUCGUUAUAUUUAUUAGACAUUAUUAUGCUGAAACAGCACAUUUCUGACUUGGAGCAAAUACACAAACUAGAUGAAUGUUUUGAGAUACAUCAAAUCAGAGUGGAUUUUUGUACGCAAGUCACUUCUUUACAAGACGUGGUUAUGUUUCUUUGGAUUAUUAUUCACCGGUCCUAGAGUUUUGGGGGGUCCUGUUUUGUUUUUCAUGAGCCAUGAAGUAAAGAUUAGGGGAAAGUUACCCUCUAUCCAUAAAGAACUCUGAACUGUUGUGUACCAAAAAAUAAGGAUAUUUAAACAGUUUGGUUCUUCAGAUUUAUUUGGUGUCAACAGUGGUUGACUUGUGACAUGUGUAUUUGGUGUCAACAGUUGUUGACUUUGGACAUGUGUAUUUGGUGUCAACAGUGGUUGACUUGGAACAUGUGUAAACAUGCUGAAAUCAAAAAAGACCACAUGUAUGUCAAACAAUGUUUAUUUUGUAGAUUAUAAUAACAGAUAGUAACAUAUUUUUGUCUUGUAAAGAAAGUUGUAGAUGGUUCUUAAUCAUACAUGCUGAUAAAUGUACACUGUACCUAUUGUAGAUAUUUUCUAUAAUCACACUAUUAUUUCAAGAACUAUUGGAACCGCUGUUGCCUUUGCAAGACAAAAGUACAUGUACAAUUGUCAGAAAAACAAGACACUGUGCACGCAUGUAUGCCAACUGAUUUAUGACAUACUCUUGUCUUUGCAAAUAAAAAUAAUUAAGUCACUUUAAUACAGAUAAGCUGAGUGCGAGCAUAGGAAAAACCCUAAACAAGUGACGUUAAUCGGCACAUGCUUUUGCAUACACUGCCUGUUUUAGACACAGAUUGUUUCUUGAUUGAUGUGUGUGCUAAAAUUCAAUUGCAAAAUUCUUCUGAGUGUAUUGGGCUUUUAUUUUCACUGUGGAGUGGCUGUGUUACAAAAACAUAUGACCACUGUACCAUCUAGUGAAAAAGUCCAAUUCCAUUUUAAUCUUUAUCCCCCAAACAUUUUUGUUGAAUUGAAAUAGAGCUUAGUUUUCCAGACGAACUAUUUUUACCAGGGAGGAAUUUGUCAGAUUGUGAAAAAAUGUGUGCAACUCAAUCCAGUGAGCUGAGUUGGAAAUUGCCAAACCUGGUUUGAGUUUCAAGCCAUUAAGCACGUAGUGUUUUGCAGGAAAUCAAGGGGACUUUCAAAUAUUUGCCUAUAAUGAUUACUUUUGGGGUAUCAAAAACCCUUUUUUGUUGACCUGGGGGAAGAAUGCAAAGUGAAAUGUACUCUGAUCAAAGUCAAAAGUUGAUGGAUCAGUCUCAUGGAAUUCGGCUAAAUAUUACCCUGACAUCUUCAAUUUGGGAAGACAUCUGUUUGAGACAUGGCGCCGGCCCUGCUGGCGUGGCUUGAUUAAAUUGGUUACGGAUAAGGCGCACAAGCCCAGAGGAUUAUGGGCAACGGAUGUGUCUGUCUCGGGCCCUGUAUCUGCUAAUGUGCCCCAUGUUGGGAAUUGGCCAGUCCAGGGGAGUGAUGCUGUCCGAUCAGGAAACACAAUCCCUGCGCAUUUACUGGAAAAACUGUAUUUAGAUUCUUUGCCGGUUUAGGUGUCUCGGUUGAAGAAGAGCUUCACUCAGGACAUUUUGAAAGUCAAAAACCGGACACCUGAGCCCUAGUGCAUCAACUAAUGGUGAGAUUUCAGUCUCCACUUGGUGUAAUGGACUGUGUAAUGGUGUCAGCACAGUAGUACUGAGUUUCUAAUUAAUACAUUUAUCUAAUACUAAUGAGAUAAUUUGUUUCAAAAGACCAGUAGUAGCAAUUCAUUUUGGGCAUGGCUCGUCACUGUACAGAGACACACCAGUAACCGAGAGUAGGGAUCAGUUUUCUGUGCAGAAAAGGUACUUGCUUCAAAAUAGUUGACAAGUUUACUCACUGCCUUAAAAUAGGAUUUUGUUUGAUUUUGUUUUGACUUACAGCUUUUGUAUGGGAUAUGUUGGUUUGAAUAACUCGAUUGUCAUUCUUGGACAUGACGUAAAAAAGCAGGGUAGUUGUUUGAUAGAACACUAGAGCUUAUCCAUUUUGUACAUGCAAAUGUAAUGUAUAAGAUAUGAAAGAACUCUUGUACUCAAAUUUUUUUUUCUUUUUAAUGAUAUCACUUCCUUUUUCUUCAUUUGUAUUAUGUGCAUGUACAUCAUUUGGGCAUUCCGCUUUUGUACAAAAACUCUGACAACAGAGUGUUGACUCCUUUCACCAGCAAGUUGAAUUAAAAUGACAUUGAUCUGACACCAGUCUCUACAUUUGCAAA